CUCGUUUGUUUUUGUUGUGGCUGUGCCUGCCAUCCCAUACAACAAAAUUGAUUCGACAAUAUAACCUAACCUCACAAUCGUAAUCAAAACAAGAAGAAACGAAGAUAACUUAAUUACUUGUGCAUAAGUACUUCAGCUUGAAAAUACUCGAACAUGGCUUCUAUCCAAGAGCGCUUGCAAAUAAAACGUGAACCAUUGGACAAAUGGUCACUCCGUGAACAAUUAUGCUUAGCUUCAGCUGUAGCUAAGAGUGGCGAUCAGAAUUGGAUGUCUGUAAGCAGGCAGUUGAAACCAUUUGGUGAACCGAAUCGACCCUCUGAUUGGUUUCAUCAAAAGAAUUGUGCCUCACAAUACGGAUCGUUGUUAGAAAAUGUGGAUACACCUAAACGCAAAAAGAGAUUGUCUGGCUCAGAACCCGUUAUUGAAACACCAAUUGAGACGAUUUUACGUAAACUGACCAAAGAUAGAGUGGCAGAAAUAGAAAAGUGUUUGGCUGAGGAACGUGCUGAAUAUUUAAAACUUCAAGAGGACAUGGUUCUACUGCAAUCCGGGAAUGUUACUGAGGAAUUGCUGGACAAGUGGUGUAAAGAAAUUGACGAAGAAGAAAAUCAAAAGGAAGAGGAAGCUAUCGCUCACACCCAAUGGUUACAAGAGCGUGAAAUACGAAAGCAGGAAAUUGAACGGGCAUGGCGGCCAAUGGGCAAGCCUGCAGUGAACUUACCCCAGAAACGUAAAUUACCCGACAAACUUGAUACAUUAGUAGAUCUGGAAUUGGCCGAGGAGAACCAACAGAAUCAACAUCAGGAAACAGCGAAACCUGCACUGUCACCCUUACUCACCAGCCUAUUGAAAUCUCCAUCGCAAGUGCCCAAUGUAACGAGCUCCUCCAUUUUGCACACGGUAAUGACUAGUCAGCCUCAGCGCAACACCUCGUCAUCAAUUGCAAACCUCCUAAAUACUCAGCCCAGCUCGACUACAACCGUUGACUACCCACAGCCUGUUACCCAAGAGCAAGCUUCCAAUUACGUUGCCAUCACUCAUGAUAUCCUGGAGGACGCUGUCGAUUCUAUACCACAUAUUAAAGUCGAAGACCUGGAAAGUUCAAUACUUUCGUCGGAUGAUCCUCUGCCCGAAAUGAAAAAUGAAGAGGUUGAGGUGAUCAUAUCGGAUUUGAUCCAAAAUGCCGAUGUUGUUUCGGAUCCUGAGCAACAUCUGCAGUUGGAUGACCACGAGGACAUCAUUACAAACUUGGAUAACGAACUGCAAGAGUUAUGUAAUGAAGAAGAGGCUGCGGCUGCUAAAGAGGCUGCUGCUGUUAAAGAGGCAGCUGAAGCUAAAGUGGUGGAGGUUGAACAAGAGCCUGAAGUUGUAAAAACAAUUCCUGAAGUUGCAAAAAACUCACCUGAAAAAGAAGAAGCGAAUCCACCCAAGCGCGACCCUUUUGAGUUUGAGGAGGAUCCGGAAAUCUGCGAGUUAACCAAACCCAGCGCGUCAAUUUUGAAAUAUCAAGAAGCGAUCGAUAAGCGUGACCAAGAGGAAAAAACUGUUGAAGUUGUUCCCCAAGAGGAAGAGGCGAAGUCUGAGAAUGACCAACAGGGAGUGUCUCAAAAUUCCGGUUCAGUUGAAAUAGUGGAAGUCGUUGUACUCGAAGAGGAGGAAAUUGAUAAGCAACUUAAUAAGACUCAAAUUCAAGAUAUUGUCCAUUCCUUUACUACAGAAGUGGAUCAUUCUCCCACCAAACCAGAACCGGAAAUGCAAACUACGGAUCUAGAAACGAAAGAAGAACCGGUUCAGGAAGCAGUACAACCUACUAUCAUCAAUUUUGACGAAUGCUCAAUUGACACAGACGCGAAGUCUUCCGAUACGGAAAUAAAAAACUUAGCGGAAGAUUCCAAUAAGACAACUUUAGAUGAUAACUUGACCGACAAUGAGUUUACCGGUUCGUUUUUUGACGAUCUUAACAUGGAGGUUAAUAAAUUGGACCAUAAGGCAAAACGCGAUUAUUCGCGUACUAAAAAAAGGGAGUCUGAAAAAGAGUUUGACAUCCUUCUCGCGGUCGAAAAGGCGGUUAAUGCGCAACUCGAAAGUAGGGACAUCAUAGAGGAAAAUUCCAUGGACAAAAAUGAGGAAGUCGAUAAAAAAUCGGACAGUAGUUUGUCUGCUAAACCGAAGAUUAAAGUGGAAUUGGACCGGUCUUGUAGCCCGUGGACUGAAGAUGACGAGUUGUUGUGUUUGCGUAGCAAACGAAGAUAUUCGACACCGAGCGAUUCCAUUCCGAAUUCUCCAGCAUCCAGCUCGGUCUACUACGAAGACGACCGUGAUUACAGAAAUUGGAAGAAAUCUGUCAUGUUGGUCUACAGCAGGUUGACAACGCAUAAGUUUGCGUCGCUCUUCCUGAAACCCAUUACAAAUGAGCAAGCGCCGGGAUACCACAGCGUCGUUUACAGACCUAUGGAUUUACAAACGAUUCGCAAGAACAUUGAGAAUGGUAGUAUAAGGACGACGUUGGAGUUGCAAAGGGAUGUGCUAUUAAUGUUUACCAACGCAAUCAUGUACAAUAAGAUGAACGAUUUGAUUUAUAAAAUGGCGCUGCAAAUGCAACAGGAAAGUAUGCAGCAGCUGGACAUUUUAUUGCAAGCGCAAAUGGGAGAUUUUCCUCAACGACGGGAAACGCGAACGAGUGAACCUUCCAGUAAACGCAAGCGGUCACAUGAGGAUAACAGGGGCAAGAAAAGAAAGGAAGAUUAGAUGGACGGUAGUGAAACUGAGGGUGUAAUUAGCUCACAUUAUCUUCCUAGUGGUAGGGUUUAGAAUAAUAAGUGUGAUCUGUAGUAUAAUAAUUUAAUUUAAUUUUCAUUAGGACAGUACUUUAUAUACUAUGCACAAGCUAAAUUAUAUAAACGAAUAUAUUGACUUGCAGUUUAA
Molecule: messenger RNA, 2925 nt
Organism: Photinus pyralis (common eastern firefly)
Lineage: Eukaryota; Metazoa; Arthropoda; Insecta; Coleoptera; Lampyridae
Product: bromodomain-containing protein 8-like
Exons: 3
Coding region: 154-2748 (864 amino acids)
Cellular component (GO): NuA4 histone acetyltransferase complex
Molecular function (GO): protein binding
Source: RefSeq, a predicted model, not a curated record